GAGCGAGCGCGCGCGCGCGUACGGACUUAAAACGUCGUCUGGCAACAGCGCGGAGCGCCUGCCAUUUUUGGUUGUGUAAUUGUUUGACAGGUGCUGCUUUGCGUGCUUUAUGCCCAAACACAAGAGCACUGUGGCCCACGUUGAAAGCGCGGACAACGAAGCACCGAUCGGCCUGCCAGCGAACCGACCCGGAUGCCAGGACCCGCGGUGAGUUGAAGAGAGCGAGUCCGCCGAUACGUCAUGCACGCACUGGCGUCAUCCCCUCCGUCUCGCUGCUUCCGUAGUACCUCAAGACGGCCUGUGUUGGGCACAGUGGUUGGUGCGCGUCGUCGGACAUAACAUGAUCUUUCGUGGGAACCCUCGCACCGCGCCCUGCUAGGUCUCUCGGGGGGCCUACGAGCCAAGGCCGCUUUUCGGACACCUCCGCCGCUCUCUACGGAAUAAAACCAUCGGGGCCGAGUGUUUCACCAAUGCUAAACCCGGAUAGAUUUGACACUGUUUCACGACGGGUAGUACGGCGGAGGAGGCAUGGAGCCCACGAACGGCAGCGCUGGGCUGUUGGCCACGGCGGCGAGCGCCCUGCGCGUGGACACGUCGGGCGUGUUCCUCGACGUCUUCGGUGAUCGCAGCGAGUUCUCCACCUUCGAGGAGUUUAGCGAUCUGUUCGUCCGCUUCGAGAAGAAAUCUCGCUACAUCUUCCGCGUGAAGAACUCGAGCAGCGUCGAAGCCGAGAACAGGCGACGCAAAGACAAGAUCGACAGUGCCAUCAAGUACUCGGGGCUGGUGCUCUGCUGCGUCAACUGCGGAGAUGCCAACAAGACGCUCAAGAAAGUGCAGGAAGGGGACUCGAGGCAGCUGUGCGACGCCCACAUCUACCUGCGCUACCGGUCGUCCUCGCGCAAGCUGGCCAUCAUCUCGUCUUCGUUUGUGCACAACCACGCCAGCCAGGCCGGCAAUGGCUGCUUCCACCGCAAGCAGUCGGUCACUGAGCGCAUUGGCAAACCGCGCGACGGCCGUCGCAAGUUUGUCAAGGCCGGCGACAAGAUGGGCAAGCUGACCCGGCCCAUCUUGCCGUUGCCGCUGUUUGAGCACCGGCUGCUCAAGAACACCUCGGAGCUGACCAUCAUCCCCCUGGGCACCGGGCUGCUGCCCCUGACGGGGGACCUGCCCACACCGCCUCCCCCCCGGCUGCUGCUCAACAGCAGCCCCGAGGACCGGCGCGGGCAGUGCCCUGCCGGGCCUAUGAAGCCCGACAAGCGGCCGAUCCUGCCCUCCCUGCAGCCGCCGCCUGGCCUGCGGGGCCUCGACGCCGGGCCGACGUCGAGGGGGGACCACCUCUCAGGGGUCAAGGCGGAGCCCCCCGCGGGAGGAGGGGCGAGGGAUGGCAGGAGGGGAAAGGAGGAGCCCGGCCUGGUGGACCUGAGGCGCAUCCUGGAGCCUGAAUGCAUCCUCCGGUGCUACGAGGACGAGAACGCGCCGGCUGACGACAACUCGAUGGACGACGACUACGGGGACGACGGGAACGGCGAGGAGGAAGAAGUUGAGUGCAUGGCAACCGACCUCUCGGUGCGACCCCGCGAGGGUCCCCGGCCACCCGAGCUGCCCCUCCCAGAGAACCUCUCGGCAGCGGUCCGCGAGUACAGCGUCACCUGGAAGGAGCUAGAGCCCCUGUUCCGGUUCUGCAGCCGAUGCGGUGCCCCGGUCGAGAAGACGCGCCACUCGCUCCACAACGUGCUCAGCGUGUCCGCCGUCUGCCAGCGUGGCCACGGCGUCUUCUGGACUUCCAGGUCGUGACCCACUCCGACGGGGGGCGCCCGCGGCCCGCCGGACCCGCGGUCGUCGCCCGGCGCCGAUUGGCGCUACUGCCGCUAGCCGGUACAGAGCCUGGAGCGCGUCUUCAACUGAUGCGUUUGUCACCUCGUCAAAAGUGGUCCCUCGAUUUCCGUCCUAUGACAAUCGACGGAAACCAAAGCAGACACAAGACGGGACGCUGCGAUGAUGGCAAUCCUUUCGCCUGCUUGCCUUUUUCGCCAGCUUUUGUACUACCAACCGCCGGGAUGGCGACACCCAACAACACUGUACACCAGUUCCUGCGACGCCAUUUGUUACCACCUUAAGCCCACCUUUAGUGCGCAGGGUGGGAUAGGUCGGUAAACGCACGAAUCAGACGCAUUCUGGGCUCCGUACCGGCUCUGGCCGGUCCGCGGCCAAUAUUGCGGCUUUGCCCGGGUGCCGGCUCGUGGCCAUCGUCUCGAAGACGUCUUGCGGUGCCGAGCUGCCUGCUUCUGCCGCCUCAUGACCGGUUUGUGACUGAGAUUGAACCGGCGCCGAGUCAUACCCUUGCUAGCCUGUCGCAAUCCGGUUCGAGGCUGGCUUCGAACGGAUUUGCGGCGGAGGAAGGGACACUGUCACAUAGUCUCUUGUUAGUCGUUGAACGCCGGUUACGUGCCAACUGCCGACCAACUUGUGGCCGAGAUUGGGGAAAGGGUCGAGCCGCGCAAGUUCUUGCCGGCUCGAUGCGGGACCGUCGUGAUCGACUUUGGGAGGAAGGUAUAGUGUAGAAAUCUGUUUGUCAAUAUUUGGUGGCGGUGGUACAAACACGUGUUGCCCCCGGCGCGGAUGGGGGUUGUAACAUGCCAUGUUGCGUGCGAGCUGAAAAAAAUCAAUGCGUUAGUCCGUUGGUGGGUUCAUUGGAUGCCGCAGAACCAAAGAAAUAUCCAGCAUCACACGCUUCAAUGUCAGUUAAGCAUUUCUGUAAUGCUGGAAGCCAGCUAAGUUAGUGCAAGGUCAAACUAGGUAAAAAUGGCUGUGCAAGAAAAGGCUAAUCCACAAGGCAAGUCUUGAGAGGGAGCAUGGUGUUGUUGGUAUUGAGGUACAAAACCUUGAGACAAUAGCACGGCGUCUCUCGUUCACUCCCGGACAUCAAAUAUGAUGUCAGUUUGAUGCCACAUCACUGUUGGUGUGCACAACUUUGUUAGUGUUGCCACCUGCACAGCCAGUUUACAGGUUACACAGUGACUGGAGUUUGCUUACUGCCGAGUUUUGGGACCUUGAAAAAGGUUUCAUGGUAAGGGCUUGCAUGUACAGCCAGUUUCAGCGACACGUCAAAACUUUGUUAAUGUUAAAACUCGUGAGAGUGCAAGUGCGUUUGGAGUGCUCGUUAAGUGUCGUUUGCCAGGUCCCAACGACAUUGUAGAGGCUGCAGUGUCAUAACCAGGUAUUUAGCCGCUGCAGAGAAUUUGGAUUGUGGCCAUUUAGCACGUACAAAUAGCGGGUCCCCCGCAAUUGGAACAUCGGUAGCAACAUGCGGAAGCACAGCGAUUCAGGUGGGGUUCUCCAAUCCAGAAGUCUGGUUCGUCGCGCAUUCAUGCUUCCAACGAAUUUUUUUAAAGCUCGCGAAAAAGUAGCGAGAUUUUUCAACCUCAGAAUUUGUUGGGAUUACGAGGCGUCGAUGCCCUUCAAACCAAAGUUCCGUGAAGCAUUCGCUUCUCUUCACCGGUGAAAUAUGUACGCCAACAAAAAAUUCAAAACUUGUUGUGCGUUUUUUUUUUCUUCUUACCAUUCUUUUACACAAUCCCAGUUUUCGUAAGUGUUUCUGGAGACGAGAAACCACAGCUGCCAAAUCAAGUCACAAGCUCGAGGCAUGGGGAACGAGCCAGCACCAUCCAAGUCGGCUUGGUCGAGGCAGCCGAUCGUUGCUAGCCGCACAAUCCCGCGACCAAUCACAUCACACAAUCCCGUGACCGAUCAUGCCGGUUCCUUGAGCUAGCGGCCACAGGAGCGUCUUGCGACAGGCGUUGACCCCUCUACAAAGCCGGUUUAUCACAACGAUUGUUGCGGCUGGUCGCAUCGAGAGAUAUUCCCAGGGCAAGCGGGACGUUGCCCGGUUUUACAGAGAAGAUGCGCACAACUUUCGUACAUCUUCGUUUGUCAAAUGUCGGCAUGUUUGUUUUUCACGUUUUCACGUUUCCAACGCACCAGAUUCACUUGUACAGGCAUCGGAGCAUUUAAUCAUUGCACACUCAUUCAAAGUACUCUAAUCACGCGUUUGGCAAGACCUUGUGAAGGCCCCAUGCUUGUGUUUGUCAGUUCGUUACGACACUGUUUUUAGAUACUUCCGAGAGCACUUUUCUUACGUUUGUAGGAAGACGCCCGUAGGAUCGGUAACAAAACGAGCGUCGUCUUUAGAAAAAGACAAAGCACGUAGGAAUGGCGUUUUGUAACUGUUGGGCGUCUUUUUUAGGGCAUUGUUUAUAGCCGUGGCAGACGUCUGGCCAACCUUUUUUCUUUUUACAUGUUUAUUUUUGUUUGGUUUAUGAAGUGUGGGUCUGUCGUACGUUUUGGACGGUGUAGGAUCGACGCUGAAUUAGGUAGCGUUUUUGAAAAGAAUGCGAGAGUGGCAUUUUAUUGCUGUCAGGUACCGUAGAGUUUUACAAUCGCACGUGGAACGGUUGGUGCGGGACAAUGAGCCGGUAAAACAUUGUAGCAACGGUUAUAGUCUCUAGUUGAAGUCACACAUUAAUUAACAAUUGAUUUUCGUUUCUUAGGAUAUGAAGCACGACUAGUUCAGUGCACUUUACUUCGUGGUGUUGGCCGCAAGUUCUAUUUCUUCUUUGCUUCGUCGACCGAACCAGACACAAGGAGAAUGUUGUGUAACGUGUCGUCGUCAAUGUGUGGGGCACAAUUAUUCUAAGGUUGUCUGCAAUGUGAAGGUGCACAGUUUCUAAUUAGUUUAAUUGUUAUUUCAAGAACUGUUUUCAGUUGAGCCGCGAGACGAUGGUUAGAAAUGCCAAAUACCCAGUUGUAAUCGGCGCAGGGUAGAACAACACUGAAACAACUCCUUCAAAUCGAAGCCAAGGAAAAAGAAAAAAAAAAAAAAAAGGACGUUACAAAUGCACGGGCGACGGACACUAGCCAAUGUUACAAGCAAUGUACCAAACUUCUCCCAAAAUGAGCUUCCAUUUUCAAGACCUUCCUACAAACGAGUUUCCCAACUGGGAAAGGCGCACAAAUGAGACUAAUCGAAGUUCGAAGUCUUUAAAACAGUUAAUACAAAGCAGUACAAUAAACAAUAGGCGACGACAUUCAAAGUGCUCAUCAACAACCACACUGCCUCCACUCCACUAAACCUUUUUUUCCUUUUUGUGAAUUGUCAGAACGUUUAAUAACUUGCACAUUGUGGAUCAAACGUCACGUGCGCCUGCCUUCAUCUUGGCAAGACACUCGCUUGCAAGGCGUCUGCGUGAAACUGCCGUGCAAAUUUUUUAGAUAAUGUAGGUUGUUGGGAAGAGGUAUUGCAGCAUUUACAUGAAACGUUCCGCUCAGAGUUUACUAACAUAAUAUUUCACGCCUCUGCUGCUGUGUGUGCUCGAGUAUAGUAUAAUAAGCACUGUUGAUUAAACUAAGAGCCAAUUUUUGUUUUUAUCUAAUCGAGAUUGCUAUGUAAAGCUAUGUUUUCAAUAGGUUUUUAAUCAACAGUCGUAAAUGUGCUUUUGUUUGAACAUCGGGUCUAUAAAAACAAGCUUGCAAUAGGCUUUCCGAUUGCGAGAUAAGAAGGUUUACAUGUUUUCGGCAAACACAGAUAAGCCUCGAAUUUCUGUCCUACAUAAAAAAUGGACACCAAAAAAACUCCUAACCUGUGGGGAAAAAAAAAAAACAAUUUGGAAAAACCAAUUUUUUAACUGAAGAGAAGUAAACCUCAAAAAUCACAACCCCGUUUAUGAAUCCAGGUGGUGAUCAUUGGUUUAUAGAAGUAUCGAUGGCUGGGUUUACAAGAGUGAGAUCGUAGAGCAUAGAAUCGAGCAGGGGACCAAUCACAUGCAUCCCACCUCCCUACUUCUCAUAGUCAAAUUUCGACUUGAUGCUCUGCGAUCGCAUUCACGUAAACGCGACCAAUGGUUGUAGCCACAUCUGUUCAUAAGGUACAGACUAUUGACUUCUAUUGCCAUGUUGGUCCAUAGAAAGAGGCCAAUGAUUGACUUUUGCACCCAAUCAUUGGCAUGCGAGAAUAGGUCGUCGUGACCUUGCGAGGUGCCCACCAGGCGUUAUACAAAAGCUGGCCUUCGAACCAAUUUCAUGACUACUAAACCUUACAGGUGUGUACAGUGCAGACACGUGCGUGAGACAAGCUCAGCAGAAUGCUUUUAAUAAGAAUUCGCGCACCAGGUGCACUCACCAAAGCCGCGCACUCACGUCCGUGCCUUCGUCAGCACAGCAGACUUUUCCGACACGGAGCACGGGACAAGCUAUCCGAAAGGUAAUGCGGCACUUUAGAGAUGUCUGAAGGAGCCUGCAGGUGACAAGAAUAAUCUGACUUUUGCACGGCAGUGUAUGUGUUUCCGAAACACACAAACAUUGAAACCCCAAGACCAUUUGUCGUCGUGCACGACAUGCAAACAGGGCAUUACUUUUGUCUUGUUGGGAGACAUGCUUUUGCGGCGUUGUUAAGCUUUCGUGCUGUCGAUGAAGUUUGGGUUGGUUUCGAGUGAUGAUGUUGCAGUUAGAGCAAAUGGAGCAAGGUUUCUCUCGGCGAGAACUUUUAAAUGUAUAACGUGGCGUUUCAACUGUUCUGACAAUAAUCAUUGUAAGAAAAAACAAAAAAAAUGUUUUGCAACUGUUGUCCUAGUAUGUUGAAAGUGUUUUUCUCCAGACACGGAAUUUUCACCAAAGAUGAUGGAUGUGGAGGAUUAAAGAUUAACAAGGGUGGAGCAACAGAAAGCGUAAUCUGUCGAUACGUUGAAUGGCAAGCUAUGACGGUUUUUAACAUUUUUUCUUCAUUGCCCAUGCACACUAAUGCAUCAUGUUUUCCCUUCUUUUGCCUUUUACCAAAUACUCAUUAACCAUCCCCUCCCCCACUCCCCAACUGUUUCGUUUAUGUUAACUCUGCAAAGUACUCAGAAAAAUAAUUAGGUGGUAGAAAUACCACUGCACAAAAAAAAGUUAUAAAACAAUGCAAGCGCAAUAAAACUGAAUCUCUAGCUCUGCAA
Ixodes scapularis (black-legged tick) is the source of this 6986-nucleotide messenger RNA. RefSeq lists its product as uncharacterized. Lineage: Eukaryota; Metazoa; Arthropoda; Arachnida; Ixodida; Ixodidae. Bases 529 to 1794 code for a protein of 421 amino acids. The transcript is spliced from 4 exons. The record is from RefSeq and is a predicted model, not a curated record.